GGCUCAGUUCCGAAAGCAGCCUGGCGACUUCAGAGGCGCCGGCCCGUCCGCCCGCUGCACCUGAGCGCGGCCCCAGCCCUGCCCGGCCGGCCACGAUGCUGUAGGGACCCGGCGUCCUCCCGCCGGACCGUUAUCCCCGCCGGCGCCGCCAGACUCGUGGGCACGAUGCCGCGCUCCUUCCUGGUCAAGAAGCAUUUCAACGCCUCCAAGAAGCCAAACUACAGCGAACUGGACACACACACAGUGAUUAUUUCCCCAUAUCUCUAUGAGAGUUACCCCAUGCCUGUCAUCCCACAACCAGAGAUCCUCAGCUCAGGAGCAUACAGCCCCAUUACUGUGUGGACUACGGCAGCUCCAUUCCACGCCCCACUACCCAGUGGGCUCUCUCCUCUUUCCGGAUACCCCUCAUCCUUGGGACGAGUGAGUCCCCCUCCUCCAUCUGACACCUCAUCUAAGGACCACAGUGGCUCAGAAAGCCCCAUUAGUGACGAAGAGGAAAGACUGCAACCCAAGCUUUCAGACCCCCAUGCUAUUGAAGCUGAAAAGUUUCAGUGCAAUUUAUGCAAUAAGACCUAUUCAACUUUUUCUGGGCUGGCCAAACAUAAGCAGCUGCACUGUGACGCCCAGUCUAGGAAAUCUUUCAGCUGUAAAUACUGUGACAAGGAAUAUGUGAGCCUGGGCGCCCUCAAGAUGCACAUUAGGACCCACACCUUACCUUGUGUCUGCAAGAUCUGUGGCAAGGCGUUCUCCAGGCCCUGGUUACUGCAAGGACACAUUAGAACUCACACUGGGGAGAAGCCUUUUUCUUGCCCUCACUGCAACAGGGCAUUUGCAGACAGGUCAAAUCUGAGGGCUCAUCUGCAGACCCACUCUGAUGUAAAGAAAUACCAGUGCAAAAACUGCUCCAAAACCUUCUCCAGAAUGUCUCUUCUACACAAACAUGAGGAAUCUGGCUGCUGUGUAGCACACUGAGUGACGCAAUCAAUGUUUACUCGAACAGAUGCAUUUCUUCACUCCGACUCCAAAUGACAAAUAAAAGUCCAAAGGCAUUUUCUCUUGUGCUUACCAACCAAAUAUGUAUAGUCACACACACACACACACACACACACACACACACACACAGCUGCAAGACCAUGGAAUCCAUGUGUUUAAAGUUAAUCCUUUCCAUGUGAAGUUGAAAAUUACUUUAUAUUUACUGACAGCUAGAUUGAGAGGAUAAAAGACAAAGAUAUUUGUCUUAAAAGAUGAUGCAAAAAAAGCACAUUGCAUCUUUUUUUAGUAAGAAAGAAUGCAAAGAUUUACAUUGCUGCCAAAUCAUUUCAACGGAAAAGAACAGUAUUGCUUUGUAAUAGAGUUUGCAAUAGAAUUUCCUAUAGGAAGAGAAUCUGCCAGACGCUAUCUCAGGUGCCUUAUAAAGUAUUCCAAGUUUACUUCAUUACAUGUCUGAUGUCUGGUUGCCGUUGUUAAACUAAAGUUUUUUUUAUGAUUAUCGGAAAUGCUUUAAACUCUAUUUUUGAGAAAGAGAUAAAAAGAACAAGAACCAAACACAGGAGAAUGUAUUAAAUGUGUUUCUUUUUUUUUUUCUUUUUGUUUGUUUUUUGCCAAUAAACAGUAUGUGCCUUGUUGGGGGAGGAGGGAAAGACUAGCUUUGAACAUUCCUGGUGCAUCCCCAUGUCUUACUUUUUUAAAAGAACUUUUAACAAUUUUCUAAAAUUAAUUAAAAAUGGGAAUAAGUGCAAGAAAUUAUUCUUAGAAACUCAGUAAUGUACUGAACUAUGUUGAAUGCAUACGCAAAUGCAAUCCAUACAACACCCAUUCUAAGUGCCUUUUUAAUUAAUUGUAUAGUCUAUGAGUCAAUGUAAAUUUGUGUUUAUUUUUAUAUGAUUGAAUGAGUUUUGUAUGAAAGUGAGAUGUUGUCUAUAGCUAAUGUCUAUAAGCAACUUGAAGACUGUUGAAAUCUAUGUUCUUUAAAAAAAAACAAUUUUCAAGGUCCUUUUUUACAAUAAACAUUUUUGAUUUAAAA
Molecule: messenger RNA, 2023 nt
Organism: Condylura cristata (star-nosed mole)
Lineage: Eukaryota; Metazoa; Chordata; Mammalia; Eulipotyphla; Talpidae
Gene: SNAI2
Product: snail family zinc finger 2
Exons: 3
Coding region: 166-972 (268 amino acids)
Biological process (GO): regulation of DNA-templated transcription
Molecular function (GO): DNA-binding transcription factor activity, RNA polymerase II-specific; RNA polymerase II cis-regulatory region sequence-specific DNA binding
Source: RefSeq, a predicted model, not a curated record